Molecule: messenger RNA, 2763 nt
Organism: Nasonia vitripennis (jewel wasp)
Lineage: Eukaryota; Metazoa; Arthropoda; Insecta; Hymenoptera; Pteromalidae
Product: venom peptide isomerase heavy chain-like
Exons: 7
Coding region: 1749-2615 (288 amino acids)
Biological process (GO): proteolysis
Molecular function (GO): serine-type endopeptidase activity
Source: RefSeq, a predicted model, not a curated record
UGAAGGUUAUACCUACUCGAGAUAAUUGUGCGAUGGACGACAGCCAAAUGGAAAGUUAUACCUGCUCGUAUACAGUAUUGAUAAUUCUAAUCUAUCCACAUUUAAAAACCUAUAUCUUAAUCAGUGCUCGGUAUAAAACAACGAUCCGGUGCACCUGUCGCCAUAUUUCACCAUGUUGUCGAAGCUCAUCCUGCUCACCUGCCUUUUGGCUGUUGCCCGCGCAACUCGGCCACAGCUCGGCCUGCGUAUGCCGGACUUCAAUGACGCGAUCGCCAGUCGUAUCGUCGGAGGCAACCCUGCCAAUCGAGGUGAGUUCCCGCACCAGGACUCGCUUCAGUCGGACCUGCCACCCACUGUCCCUCUGAAGUAUCCUCAACGAACGCUGGAUCCUGACCGCAGCUCACUGUCCCACUUCUUUACCAUACGGCGAUCUCACUGUCAAAGCCGGUAAGCUCCUGAUCAACUAUUGGGAGACCAGCGAGCAGACGUCCAGUGUGCAACGGGCUUUCAUUCACAAUCAGUUCCCAGGAAAUGUCGCUCCCAACGACAUAGCUUUGCUCAAGCUGGCGACUCCUCUUUGUUCAACAACUACGUCCAACCGAUCGGUCUGUCCAAAGCCAAGAGCAUCCCCGAAGGUUAUUCGACCCUCUCCGGUUGGGAUUCGAUCCCAUCAUGCUGAGUAGCCUCCAGAAGAUAAAUCUCCCGCUUAUCGAUCUGAACACCUGCAGGUGGGCGAUCGAGAAGCUCGACGGUCCCUCUUCACUGCGACAGACCAACAUCUGUACUGGCCCACUGACUGGUGGAUACUCUACCUGCAGCGGUGACUCAGGUGGCCCAUUGAUUCAGAAAAACGCCCAGGGUAACCGGGAAGUCAUUGGAAUAGUUUCAUGGGGCAUCGUUCCGUGCGGAACGGCUGGAGCACCUCGGCGUAUAUUGAUUGGAUCAAAUUGGUCAUUGCUGAAAAUUCGUAGACAGAAGGCGAAGAAACAGUCUCGAUGUAAAUUUCGUCGAUUUUCCUAAAAAUAUAUGAAAUUUCGUUACUAUGCAUAAAAACGUCUGUUUUUUGAUCGAUGGAGGUUGUAUAAUGGAAGCGAGAAAACUACUGCGAAAGCCCGCGUAAGAGGUAUGACGCGCCAGUGUGGAUUUGAAAAGUAGACGACUGCAAAGCUAGACAAGUCAGCGGAAAAGUCAGAAAGGAAGAGCGAGUCGACUUUGUUACAUCAAAAUUCCAGCACAAUCGUAAAUAAAGUGCAACCUAUGCGCGCGGAAACUCAGUCAGAGCGCGAUUCCCCGAAAUGAAUUAAUUAAGCCAGCAUUCGAGUAGUUGAACAAUCGGCUCGCGAUGACUGUUAGAGCGAUUUUCUUCAUUUGUCCUAGUCGCUGACGAAACAAGAGCGAAUAACGAGCGUAAGAUCGGUAUACAGUUGCUAAUGGCAGUAAGCGACGACGACAACAACAGGCUCCCGAGCAAAAAGGAAUACAGCUGGUCUUGCUUAACGAUUCAGUCUAUCGUCGAUCGCCGAACCGACGAGUCCACCUGCCGUUCUGUCAUAGUAGUAUUGAGCAGCCAGCAGUGCGUAUAUCUGAUCAGGAACCAUUUCGCGAGAGAUCGCAUCCCUUUUUCCGCGUCCGCGUAACGCGCUAAGGAGAUUGCCGACAGCUGAAAAAGUUCGCGCGGCAUUCGCGCGCUCGGUGCGAGAGCACUACUUCGUUUGCGCUGUACCUUGGAAGAUCAGAGAUUCGGAAGAAUGUUAAAGAUACUGUGCUUGGUGCUUUGUGCUCUUGUGAUCGAAUUUCCACGGAACGAUGGUGCGGUCGCGGAGCUGGCCUUGCUCGCCGAGCGACCGACUCGCAUCGUCGGCGGCGAGGACGCGGAGAAGGGCCGUCACCCUUGGCAGGUCUCGCUUCACUGGUUCAACAAGAAACGCGGCAUAAAGCCGCGACACGUGUGCGGAGGUACCCUGCUGACAGCCGGCUGGGUUCUCACCGCUGGACACUGUAAGACCCUGUCGCCCAAGAGACCAGGCGGCCAGUACCUCAUUUACGCGGGAAAACAUCAGCUGGGCACCGAAGAGGACACCGAGCAGAAGAGGCUGGUCGAGGAAACCUUCGUCUAUCCGGAGUACAAGGGAUCCGUCGGUCCCUACGACAUAGCCCUCAUGAAGCUGGAGGAGCCCUUCGAACUCAACGAGUACGUCUCGACCGCGUCUCUGCCAUAUCCCGAGGAGAGCCACCACGGAAACGCGAUGUUGACAGGCUGGGGAAGCAUCAGUCGAACGCGAAGACCCGAGGCUCCGGAGGUCCUGCAAGCGGCGACUCUGCCUCUGCUCGACUUCCACGAGUGCAAGGAAGCGCUGGACAACCGUCUGAAGAAGGAGGGACGAAACCCACUGCACCCCACCAACAUCUGCACGGGGCCACUCGAUGGCUCGCAGUCGGCGUGCAAGGGCGACUCCGGAGGACCUCUGGUGAUAACGAAUUCCUUCGACAUGGUCGAGGUGAUCGGUGUCGUGUCCUGGGGUCUCUUCCCCUGUGGCGGUAGAAACGCUCCGUCCGUCUACACAAGGGUCUCCGCCUUCGUCGAGUGGAUCCACAUGAUCAUGCUGAACCACUGAUCCAUGCCGUGAUCGGCUGAUAUACUUAUUAUUAUUACGAUAGGAAAAGUGUUGUGCGAUUUUGUGAUAAAAUGCGAAAGCGCCCGUGUACAUAGCAUACUUAAAAUAACGAAAUAAAGAUUAAACCUUAUUAUUUGUUACAAAAAUA